AUGCAUUGCUUGUGCCGCCAAAGCCCCCUACGAGCUUUGCUCGCCAGCAUGUCGCAGCUACACAUCGAGCCCGCAGCAACGCGACUGCCGCAGCGCAUCGGCAGCAACCUACUCCCUGCAUACCGAACCACAUCAAAGUCCACAUUCACAACGAUUUCCCAGAAGCCCAGCACGACGCCAGCCAGGAAUACAGAGAAGCAGCAGCAAGAAAAGAAUGAGGGGGGCGAGGGAUUCAGGAAGAUUGGGGUAUCAAAAUGGGAGUCGAAAGGAUUCGCCGAGGGCCCGCGGAGGAAAAGACCGAGCGAGCUCACCGAAGAAGAGAGACGGGAACACGCCAAGACCCGGAGGCGGGAGAUGCACAACAAGCAGGAGCACUGGAAGAUCCAGAAGGAGGCGCUGAAAGAAAAGUUCCCCGAGGGGUGGAGGCCGAUGAAGCGGCUCUCGCCGGACGCCAUGGCGGGCAUCAAGGCGCUCCACGCGCAGUACCCGGAGGAGUACACGACGGCGAAGCUGGCGGCCAUGUUCGAGAUGUCGCCCGAGGCGAUACGCAGGAUCCUGCGCGCCAAGUGGGAGGCGUCGCCCGAGGAGGAGCAGAAGAGGCAGGAGAGGUGGUUCCGGCGCGGCGUCAACGUGUGGUCGCGGUGGGCCGAGAUGGGCGUCAAGCCGCCGCAGAAGUGGCGCCGGGAGGGCGUCGCGCGCGACAAGUCGUUCCACGAGAACCGUAAGGCGGCGAUCGAGAGGAGACAGGCGGAGGAGGCGAGGGAGGAUCAGGGGGAGAAGUUGCAGCGGAAGCUGGGGGAUAGCAUCAUGUGA
This is a messenger RNA of Colletotrichum karsti, 813 nucleotides long. RefSeq names its product mitochondrion organization and biogenesis protein. NCBI's taxonomy places the organism in Eukaryota, Fungi, Ascomycota, Sordariomycetes, Glomerellales, Glomerellaceae. The transcript has a single exon. Bases 1 to 813 code for a protein of 270 amino acids. Gene Ontology annotation, cellular component: nucleus. The record is from RefSeq and is a predicted model, not a curated record.